Rhea pennata is the source of this 5606-nucleotide messenger RNA. It is a transcript of the gene KLHL28, whose product is annotated as kelch like family member 28. NCBI's taxonomy places the organism in Eukaryota, Metazoa, Chordata, Aves, Rheiformes, Rheidae. The transcript has 5 exons. Gene Ontology annotation, molecular function: protein binding. The record is from RefSeq and is a predicted model, not a curated record. The coding region runs from base 94 to 1812 and encodes 572 amino acids.
CUCCCCUCUCCCAAAGGGCUGCGGCGCUCAGGAAAGAGGCACAGCAGAGGCUGGCUGUACCACGAUGGCACCAAGCAGAGUAUAGCUGAAAUUAUGAUGGACCAGUCGUCUCCAACCUACAUGCUUGCUAACUUAACCCACUUGCAUUCUGAGCAGCUUUUGCAAGGCUUGAACAUCCUUCGCCAACAUCACGAGCUGUGCGACAUUAUCUUGAGAGUUGGCGAUGUCAAGAUUCAUGCCCACAAAGUGGUGCUUGCCAGCAUCAGUCCGUAUUUCAAAGCCAUGUUCACUGGGAACCUUUCCGAGAAGGAGAAUUCGGAGGUAGAGUUUCAGUGCAUUGACGAGGCAGCCCUGCAAGCCAUAGUAGAGUAUGCCUACACGGGGACUGUGUUUAUCUCACAAGACACUGUAGAGUCUCUUCUUCCAGCUGCAAAUCUUCUCCAAAUCAAACUUGUGGUGAAGGAGUGUUGCACGUUUCUUGAAAGCCAGCUUGAUCCUGGCAAUUGCAUUGGGAUUUCUCGUUUUGCAGAGACCUAUGGCUGCCAUGACCUCUACUUGGCUGCUAACAAAUACAUUUGUCAAAACUUUGAAGAUGUUUGUCAGACUGAAGAAUUUUUUGAGCUUACACAUUCUGAAUUGGAUGAAAUUGUUUCCAAUGACUGCUUGAAUGUGGUGACAGAAGAGACAGUUUUUUAUGCACUAGAGUCUUGGAUCAAAUAUGAUGUGCAGGAGCGACAGAAGUACUUAGCACAGCUGCUACAUUGUGUUCGAUUGCCACUGCUGAGUGUUAAGUUUCUUACAAGGUUAUAUGAAGCAAACCAUCUCAUUCGCGAUGACCAUACUUGCAAGCAUCUACUGAACGAAGCCCUAAAAUAUCACUUUAUGCCUGAACACAGACUUUCCCACCAGACCAUGCUGAUGACAAGACCUCGCUGUGCUCCUAAAGUUCUUUGUGCUGUAGGAGGAAAAGCUGGACUGUUUGCUUGUUUAGAAAGUGUUGAGAUGUAUUUUCCCCAGAACGACUCCUGGAUAGGCCUGGCACCUCUCGGCAUUCCACGCUAUGAAUUUGGAAUAUGUGCCCUAGACCAGAAAAUUUACGUUGUAGGAGGGAUUGCAACGCACGUGUGUCAAGGCAUCAGUUACCGCAAGCACGAGAAUUCAGUGGAGUGUUGGGACCCUGACACGAACACUUGGACGUCCCUGGAAAGAAUGUUUGAGAGCCGGAGCACUCUGGGAGUGGUAGUUCUGGCAGGAGAGCUCUACGCCUUAGGUGGCUAUGAUGGGCAGUCUUAUUUACGAACUGUGGAGAAAUACAUUCCUAAAGUGAAGGAAUGGCAGCUAGUGGCCCCCAUGAACAAAACCAGAAGUUGUUUUGCUGCAGCUGUCUUGGAUGGAAUGAUAUAUGCUAUCGGUGGUUAUGGUCCUGCCCAUAUGAACAGCAUGGAGCGUUAUGAUCCGAGUAAGAACUCAUGGGAGACGGUAGCUUCGAUGGCUGAUAAACGAAUAAACUUUGGUGUUGGUGUCAUGCUGGGCUUCAUUUUUGUAGUAGGUGGACACAAUGGUGUGUCACACUUAUCAAGCAUUGAGAGAUACGAUCCUCAUCAAAAUCAGUGGACUGUGUGCAGACCCAUGAAGGAACCCAGGACAGGAGUCGGUGCAGCUGUAAUUGAUAACUACCUUUAUGUAGUUGGAGGUCAUUCAGGGUCAUCCUAUCUGAACACUGUACAGAAAUACGAUCCUAUCUCAGAUACCUGGCUGGACUCUGCUGGUAUGAUGUACUGUCGAUGCAAUUUUGGCUUGACUGCACUUUGAAAAAUAUGAAUUUAUGGACCUGAUGCAAAGAUGGAACUUAAUCUGCUUGGAAGGAUACCUUGCUCAUGUAGACCAGAAGCUACUUUUUCUGAAACUGGAGAAAUGUGGUGACGUUGUGAUUGAAAUGAGGAAGGGUUUUUUUUUCUUCCAGGAAUUGGCCUUUGUUAUGUUAGUAACACAAGCAAAAGGAAUGCAAGACUUAUUGCCAGCUGGGUUUAGAUAGCAUCCUGUUAAUGGCAGUGAAUUUUAGUGAGUACUGUACAUGCCUGGGUUAUGGUUAGAAACCUUACUGUAUAUCUAACCCAUUCACUUUCUAGAGCUUUUCUCUCUUCCUCCUGCCUACUAUGAAAAAUGAAGUUUACUGUGCUUGGGAUGAGAGAUGUUUGAAUGCAUUGUAUGAUUGGACAGUUUGCUGAUAGUUGUCUGGUUGUGUCCUUAUAUUAAGAAAAUGCCAGUGCUUCAUAAUUUUUUAUAAAAAGUAACUAAAGGGCUGCCUUGUUUCUGUAUCUCAAGGUUUGUAAAUAGUAAAUGCCAUAGUAUGUUGCCUGUACACUCCUUUGUUACCCUUUUACCAAUAUGGGGGCUGGCAAGAUAAUUGCUAACUACUUAGAAAAAUAAAUUUACAAGGCAAAUUUAUUGCCUCUUAUGAAAUUUUUGGACUUAAUAAAGGGAAAUCACAUUUUUAACCCUCCCUUCUAUUUUUGUGGGUAAAUAAGUAGCAGAUUAAGUUACUUAAUCUUGCUAGACUGCUGUGUGGUUUUAAUUGUAAUGCAGAGGAAAAUUAUCAACAGUAAGACAUCAGAAAAUGUCACAGCAGCAUUCAUAGCAUGAUGCAAAAUACUGAAAAAGGAAUCCGUCCCAUCCUUCACCCAAGCGUAAUUGUGCCCAUAUUCUGUACAACUUCCCUUUUUAAAAGAAUGUAUGAUUGCUUUUUUGAGUGUUCAGAUAUAAAAAUGGUGCUAAAUGUAGGACUUACAAUAAGGCUGUUACCAGUUUAGUGCAGUAUGCAUAAAGCAUGAUUGUUUUGAUUGUUCUAGUGUUUUUGUUUAUUUGCUUGAUACAUUUGUGCCUAUGAAAACUGUCAAGAAUAACACAGUGUACUCAGUGAGCUCUACAUUUCUUUCUUUCUUUUUCUUUCUUUUUUUUUUUUUUUUUUUUUUAAUAAGAUCUAGUUUUAUUGUUCCUAGUCUCUCAAAUACAAAAGUAUGGAGCGAAUAGUAAGAGCCCUUCUCUGGUUCUUUAGGCAGUCUUGCCUUUGACGUAACUUGCAAUGAAUGAGAAGCGCAGGACAUAGCGACUUAUCCUAAGUGCAUAUCCUGUGUGACGGAGCAUUGAAGGUUGGUUCCUGUGAUUAACCAGAAUCUGAAGAGAUGUGUCUUAGUGAUAGCCCUAAACUUAGUGAAAAUUUGUGCAGAUGCAUAGAAAGUGAUGGUGCAGGUUAUAACCAUUAUUAAAAAUACGUGAUUAAGUAUUAGUUCUAGCUAAUUUAGCAUGUUUUUUUUUUGUCUUCUGACUCUAACUAGGAAUCAUGAUUGUUUUGAAUUUGUUUUGAUGUCUGUAUCCGUAUUGCCAGACCUGGUACUUAAGAAAUUUUCUGCCUUGAGUAAUUUUCCUCUUGUUUUAGCAUGUUAAAUUAGUGUUUGUUUCUCCUCAUUUUUCAAACUCAUAUAGUAUUAUUUUUGAAGGUGCAAUAAUAUUCAAAAUAGUUGCUUUAAAAGCCAUUUCUUUACAAGUAUGCUAAGUGGAGGUUUUCUGAGUGUACUUUAUUUAUUCUAAGUUCCUGCAAAACUAAUUGCAGCCAGGCAGACAGUAAUUUUCCUUGUUCUUCCAUAAGCUAACAUUCAGAUUUUAAACAGUGAAGGAGACAAGGGUGUUUUCACCAUAAAACAUUAUAAUUAUAUAAUAGAUAAUGGGCGUUUGCACAGACUAUAUAAAAAAAAAUCCUGCAUAUAUUCUUCAGGUUUUGUAGAAUGAAGCAGGACUUUAAAAGCAAUUAAAAUUAACAAAUUCAGCAUUUUAUGCUGUUUAUUUGACCCACUAAGGAUUCUAGUUAUAUAGCAAUAAUAGCAUAACUUAAUUAUUCCAGUAAAUCUGUUGAUAGGACACGAGUAGCUGCAUUGUUGUACGUUGCGUGUUUGUGUGCGGGGAGGAGAGGGGAAGGGAGUGGUUCUGGGGUUGGCCCUUAAUGAAAAUGGUUUGGUCUGUUAUAUAGAUUGCCUUCUCAUUUCCGUUCAGGUAAAUGUGCAAGUUGAAUAUUUACAUGUGCUAUUUUACUUUUCACUUGCAGUUUCACAGAGAUGCCAUUGAUUAUCAUCUUUUCCAAUAUAUACUGGGGGUAAUGAUGCUUAACAAGCUAAUAUUAAAAAAAGAAAAAGCUUCCGUACUUAAAAGACAGUUCUUGCCUUUAAUUGGUAGGAGACUUUUCUUGCAGUUCAGUCUAUACUGCUUAACUACAAUGGGAGUCUGUGAAUGAAGAUGCUCAUGUGUGUUUUGAUUGGAAGCAUUAGUAAACAAUUUUCAGCAUGUACAAAGCGGGGCAAGAUACAGAAACCACUUUGGCAUCAACAGAAAAAAAAAUGCUUUGUUCAGAGGUUUGUUGAUGGUUUUUCAAUAUUGUAUAAACAUCUUACACUUAUGGAACUUGAGACACUUUUAAGAGUGCAAAAUAUUUACUCCCUGUAGCUAGGCAGUAGCAAUGUUAAAUUAGGCUAUAGAGAUUGACCAAAUAUUUGUAAUGUGGUAUUGCUAAAUUUAAGAUAGGAGCAUAAACAAGUUUUUAGUAAGUAGGAUUGGAAUUAAGAAUCGGAAGAAUACCUAAUGAAGAAUACUGCUGUGUUUAGAUGAACUGUGUGUCACUUUAAUUAUGCCAUCUUUAGUUUCUGUUUUGGGUGCUUGUUGUCCUCUUCACGGAAGUGCUUGGUUAUAGGAAGAUCAGACACAACAAUCAGUUUAAAUCAGCACUUAAAAUACAAUACUGUAAUGUCUGUCUUGCAGUUUAAAAAUUAAGGAUUUUCAAAUAAGAUGUCAUACAACUAUAAAUUAUCAUCCAGUUCUAUUUCUUACUCACUCAAAAUUAUUUGUAAAGCACUUUAAAAUGGGUAUGAGUUUUUAUGUGUACAUAUAGUUCCUGGAUUUCUGCUUUCUUUUUAAUUAAGAUACUCAUGUGUAAACUUCCUGAAGUCUCUCCUAUUUGGAAUGCUUUUCUUUCAGAAAGUCUAGUUGGAAUUUCUAAAGAGGCAAAUGUGUCCAGUACGCAUUAUAAAUAGUUUGACUUUUACUGGGAGAUAGCUUAAGUGUUACUUUUGUGAAUUUGCCAUCUGUAAGUCCCCAUUCAUUAUAUGAAACAAUGCAAAAUGUCCAAGCUUGCCUUAAAUUCUUGGUAUUUAACUGCAACUCAAAGAACUGGAUGAUAAUUCCUAUUUUUUGCCUUAUGCGCUGUGCUGUAUCUUAAACCCAAGGAUAACUCUAAUUUUUAGCAGGAUUUAAUAAUUGUACAGAGAAUACCAAAUUGUACUCGGACUUGACCAGAGUGCUUUGGUUGGAAGUAUAAAAUGAUGUAUGUAGUUUUGUGUAUGUAGAGUGUUUUUAUGUGUACAUCUUUUUUAGCAGCAAUGUUCUGGUUUUGUUACUGUUUACAAAAGUGGCAUUUGAGUUCAACAGGAAAAUAACUGUAACUUGCAUUCUUGUUCUUUACUAGUGUUCUCAAUGUGUUUGCUAUUGUGAUAAUGCUCUGUAAUUAUUGUUGUAACAAUAUUUCAUUGAAUGUGAAAUAAUUUAGUAAAUAAACCUGGGGA